Messenger RNA from Amphimedon queenslandica, 1017 nucleotides. RefSeq lists its product as uncharacterized. The annotation marks the transcript as partial. The record is from RefSeq and is a predicted model, not a curated record. Gene Ontology annotation, cellular component: signaling receptor complex; plasma membrane. The transcript has 6 exons. Gene Ontology annotation, biological process: cell surface receptor protein tyrosine kinase signaling pathway; multicellular organism development; positive regulation of kinase activity. Lineage: Eukaryota; Metazoa; Porifera; Demospongiae; Haplosclerida; Niphatidae. Gene Ontology annotation, molecular function: cysteine-type deubiquitinase activity; transmembrane receptor protein tyrosine kinase activity; ATP binding.
AUGGAUAGGGCUCAAGUUGAGCCAUUACUAUUGCCUGAUUUAAAGGAGACUGGUAAAGAGUUAGGUCGUGGAGCUUAUGGUGUUGUUACUGAAGUAAUAGUUAAUGAAACAACCUGUGCUGCUAAGAAGCUUCAUGAUGCUAUUGUACAGGAGAACACUUUGAGAAGGUUUGGUGAUGAGGUGCUUCUUCACAGUCAGCAAAGGCAUCCUAACAUUGUCCAGUUAAUUGGUGUCUAUUAUCCUCCUCGUUCACAAUUACCAAUGUUAGUAAUGGAGUAUCUUCCUUUAUCACUCACACAAUGUUUACAAAAUGCUCUUUUAUUGAAAGAAAACGAAUUCAAUGAUUGCACUCGAGUACUAAAGAAAACCAUUAGAAGCAGAGAUGAACAACUAGUUAAACUACAACAAAGUGACUUAGAUCUACUGAAAAAAAGAGAAUCUUAUUUAAAGGAAAAGCGUUUGACAGAGCUUGCUGCAAUGAAGGAGGAGUAUGAUGCAAAGCUUUUGACUGCAACAAAAGAACAUGAGCAGCAACUUUCUAAGACACAUGAAGAAUGUGAGGCCAGAGUAACAGAAGUAAUGAAAGAGUUUAAAGUGAAAUCAAGUGAAGCACUUGAACAUGCAGUUGUAUCAAAAAGUGAAUUAUUAUCAUCCCUGCAGUCUCUGCCAUUAGCAAGGAUUCCUUCUUAUGAAACACAAAAGGAACUGAUUCGACCUCUCUUGCCACAAUGUUUGAAGAAAGGAGAAAAAUGGUGUCUUGUUGGUGUGAGAUGGUUCAAGAAGUGGAAGAAAUGCACUGGAUUUGAUUCAAAGGAUCAAGACACUGCUGGGCCAUCAAGUUCUCACCCAGGACCAAUUGAUAAUGCUAGUUUGUUUAAAAGCAAUGUAUCUGAAACAUUAAAAGAUUAUCUAAUGGAAGAGCGACACUAUGCAUUACUACCUAAGUCAGCAUGGAAUCUUUUACUGAGUUGGUAUGGACUAUCAGUAGGAUCAAGACCUAUUAUUAGGAAUGUAGUA